AGUCUGUUGAAGAAGUAUGAAUUUCUUUCUACUGGAACUGCUAAAGGCCAUUUGUAAUGCAUUGUUCUCUGUCCUUUUGUCAGCAAAGGAGCUAUGGGACGGACAUUCCAUGUACUGACCGCAACCCCUCAGACACAAUUCCUGCCUCAGUUCAUAACUUGAGGCCAGCAGACAUUAAAGUUAUAGGCGCCCUUGGGGACUCAAUAACUGCAGGAAAUGGAGCGGGUUCUUCACCAAACAAUGUCCUAGAUGUUCUGACACAGUAUCGAGGCCUUUCAUGGAGUGUUGGUGGAAAUGAAAACAUAAGCACAGUCACAACAUUAGCAAAUAUUCUUCGUGAGUUCAACCCUUCUCUGUUAGGCUAUUCCAGUGGCAAAGGAAGCCAGAGCACAUCUAAUGCCUAUCUGAACCAGGCUGUGGCAGGAGCCCGUGCAGAAGGCCUCCCAUCUCAAGCUAGAAGGCUAAUAGACUUGAUGAAGACUGAUUCUAAAAUAAAUUUCCAAGAAGACUGGAAACUUGUAACACUUUUCAUAGGAGGGAAUGACUUGUGUGCUUGCAAAGAUCCUGUACUUUAUUCCCCUGAAAAUUUUUGUAAGAAUAUACAGGCUGCUUUGGACAUACUCCAUAAAGAGGUUCCUCGUACAUUUGUGAACCUGGUCUCCAUCCUUCACAUAGCAACUUUGAGGAAAUUGUAUCAAGACAAGAGAGUUUACUGCCCAAGACUCUCAUGAGAGCCAUGUACCAUUUUUCUCCUUUCCUAGCUGUGUACCUGUGUUUUGAACCCCAAUGAUAACUCAACUGAAAUUGAGAUGUUGGAGUUGUUUAACAAAAGAUAUCAGGAGGGAAUUCAUGGCUUAGUCAAGAGUGGAAGGUAUGACACGAGGGAAGAUUUCACAGUGGUUGUGCAACCGUUUUUUGAAGAAGCGAGAAUGCCUGAGACUCCGGAAGGGUUGCCCGAUUCCUCCUAUUUUGCCCCGGACUGCUUCCACUUCAGCCAGAAGGGUCAUUCCCAAGGUGCUCGGGCUCUGUGGAAUAACAUGCUGGAACCCCUUGGGGAGAAGUCAAAACUGCAAGCGCUUGAAAUGGUGAUAACCCUCAAAUGUCCAGAUCAGGCCCAGCCAUACUUAAUGACAUACCGGAACAGCAACUAUACCUACACCAGUGAGACCACUGCAGAUUAUGGAAGCCAGAUGCUGUGUGAGGAUAGAGCUCCAUCCAUCAACUUCCCUACUUCAGUGCAUAGCUUGAAACCAGCUGACGUGCAAGUAAUUGCUGCCCUGGGGGAUUCCUUGACUGCUGGUAAUGGCAUUGGAUCAAAACCAAAUGACCUGAUGGAUAUGAAUACGCAGUAUUGGGGGCUGGCUUGGAGCAUUGGAGGAGAUGCUUCAUUAAGGAAUGUAACAACUUUGCCCAAUAUCCUCCGUGAGUUCAAUGCUAACCUCACGGGAUAUUCGACUGGCACAGGAGACCUAAGAAAGCCAACUGCCUUUCUCAACCAAGCAGUUCCAAGAGCACCAGCUGAGAAAUUACCAGACCAAGUAAAGCACCUUGUGAAAUUAAUGAAAAACGACUCGAGAAUCAAUUUUGACACAGACUGGAAGGUCAUAACUGUAUUCAUUGGAGUCCAUGAUCUGUGCAACUAUUGCAAAGAUAUGGAUCACUAUUCAGCUGUAAACUUUUCAAGCCGUGUUCAAAAAGCACUUGACCUUCUUCAUGCAGAGGUGCCAAAAGCUUUGGUGAAUCUGGUGAAUGCAAUGGACCUUCUUCCUCUGAGACAACUGUUUCUGGAUAGCAGAUUGCCCUGCCCUGCCCAUCUAGCAGUAGAGAAUUGUGAGUGUGUUCUCACCGUUCAAGAAGGCUCACCAGAGCUGGUGAGGAUGAAGGAAGCAGUCCAAGCCUAUCAGAGCGGUCUGCAAAGCCUAGUGGAGACUGGCAAGUAUGACACACAAGAAGAUUUUACAGUAGUACUGCAGCCUUUCCUCCAAAGCAUCGUACUUCCGCUUCUACAGGAUGGGCGUCCAGACAUCUCCUUCUUUGCACCUGAUUGUUUUCAUCUCAGUCAAAAGUCGCAUUCCCAGCUUUCUCGGGCCCUCUGGAACAUAUGUGUAAAUCUCCUGGGUAACGAAGACCUUAUGCCAUUAAAGUAUAUUUUGCAUCUUCAACCUUUAGGGAAGAAAUCCAUUUCCUUCAACUUUACAGAUAAUGUAACCCUGAGCUGCCCAACUCUGCACCAACCAUUUAUGGGAACCUACAAGAACAGCAAUGGUACGCAUUCGCCUCUGGAGCCCACACAGAAACCAAGCCAGAGCUGGGGUAGCGAUCUGUCAUGCCUUGCACAGGCUCCAUCCCAAAAAGUCCCAACAUCAGUCCACAGGCUACAACCUUCUGACAUCAAAGUGAUAGCUGCCCUCGGCGAUUCUUUGACGGCUGCUGUAGGAGCCAAAUCAACUGGUUUGGAUGAUCUAACCACAGCUUGGUGGGGGCUUUCCUGGAGCGCUGGUGGUGAUGAAACCUUGGAGACUCACACAACCUUAUCUAAUAUUUUGAAAAAGUUUAACCCAACCCUCUCUGGCUUCUCCACUGGCACCCAGAAUGAAGCGCCCGGAUUCAACAUGGCAGUAGGAGGAGCCACCGCACAGAAUCUCCCAGCCCAAGCAAGAGGAUUGGUAGCACGAAUGAAAAACAGCUCAAGCAUCAACUAUAAGGAGGACUGGAAGCUAGUCACCAUUUUCAUUGGAGGCAAUGACCUUUGUAACUAUUGCUUAGACAAGGAGACCUAUUCAGUGGACAAAUAUGUAGAACACCUCCAGGACACCCUUGAUAUCCUUUACAAGGAGCUCCCUCGGGCUUUUGUCAACAUGGUGGAGAUAAUGGAACUCACUGGACUGCGUCAGAUAGAAAGGGAAGCAUCCGGAUGUGUUCUUUCAGGGGCGAGCCUUUGCCCGUGUUUUCUAAACCCCCAGGAAAACUCCCCUGAACUACAGGAAAUGAAAAGAAUUAACAGAGAUUUUCAGGAGAGAAGCGCAAGGAUGGUCAACAGCAGUCGCUACACGGAGCGGGAGGAUUUUGCCGUUGUUGUGCAGCCGUUUUUCCGAAACACCAUCAUGCCACUAGACAGUGAUGGGAAGCCAGACCUGAGUUUCUUUGCAGUGGAUUGCUUUCAUUUCUCGGAGAGAGGCCAUGCAGAGAUGGCCAUAGCACUCUGGAAUAAUAUGCUGGAGCCAGUUGGUCAUAAGCAGUCAUACAAUAACUUCACAUAUGCAAGGUCAAAACUCAAGUGCCCAACCUCGGAAAAUCCCUUUCUUUUCACCUCAAGCAACAGCAAAGCGCAGAGUUCAGGAAUCGAUGCAGAGAACAAUGGAGGCAAGGUGCCCUACUGGGCUGCGAUUGUGGCAGCAACAGCUGGAAUCUUGGCAGGAUCCCUCAUUGCCUGGGUGAUCACCACUCGGAGAGCCAGCAAACGCCCAUAUUCAGGAAACACAGCGACUGGAGAGAAAGUAACAACGUUUUGAAUUUGCACCUGCACCAAGGAGAUCUAACACAACAUCUACCUCCAGUAACAUGAGGAAAGCAGUAUGGGAGCUUAGCAGCAGCUUUUCACAUACUAUUUUUAAACAAAAAAAAAUCCAUCUAAAAGUGGGAGAAGGAAUAUCGGCUCAGACAUCAUGGUAACUGUUUGCAGACCAGAGCUUAGAAGAUGAGAUACAUAGGGAGAGCUUAUUAAAGCAAGAACAUUCCAAAUAUAUCGGCCCUCCCUGAUUUUAAAUAGGAUAUUUGUUAUUGUAAUGGAAACGUCAAGAUAAAGAAUGCUUCUAUAUGGUGAUUAAAUGGUCCGUGCAUUUUGCAUUCCCACUGAAGAUUCAUCCGCAAAUGUCAGGUUUGCUCUCUUAAUCCUGGCCUCUUAAAUGGCAUCUGGGAGCAUUUAGUGAAUACAAUAAUCAACAGUGUUACGAAUGAAGAGCUAUCAAUUCUAGAGUUGCCAUCCUGGCUUAAGAGUGAGCCAAAUAAAAGCCUUUCAAGAAGCCAACUUUUCCCAGUUUAUUUGUAUAGGCGGAGAUAGAAUCUCUUAGGUUAAAAUUCUCACAGGAAAUAUAUAGGAGAGCUAGCUUCCAAGAGGAAGAUAAAAAGGUCAAGCCAAUUAAUAUGUCUGUUU
Lacerta agilis (Sand lizard) is the source of this 4153-nucleotide messenger RNA. RefSeq names its product phospholipase B1 (gene PLB1). Gene Ontology annotation, biological process: phospholipid metabolic process. NCBI's taxonomy places the organism in Eukaryota, Metazoa, Chordata, Lepidosauria, Squamata, Lacertidae. The record is from RefSeq and is a predicted model, not a curated record. Gene Ontology annotation, molecular function: phosphatidylcholine lysophospholipase A1 activity; retinyl-palmitate esterase activity; A2-type glycerophospholipase activity. Gene Ontology annotation, cellular component: brush border membrane.